Messenger RNA from Staurois parvus, 459 nucleotides. The record is from the annotation of a GenBank genome assembly. NCBI's taxonomy places the organism in Eukaryota, Metazoa, Chordata, Amphibia, Anura, Ranidae.
GGAGAUGACCAGAGACUGCAGACAGUACAGGGGAUGACCAGAGACUGUGGACAUACUACGGGAGAUGACCAGAGACUGCAGACAUAGUACAGGAGAUGACCAAAGACUGCGGACAUACUACAGAAGAUGACCAGGGACUGCGGACACAGUACAGGGGAUGAGCAGAGACUGCAGAAAGUACAGGGGAUGACCAAGAGACUUCAGACAGUACAGGGGAUGACCAAGAGACUGCAGACAGUACAGGAGAUGACCAGAGACUGCGGACACAGUACAGGAGAUGACCAGAGACUGCGAACACAGUACAGGGGAUGACCAAAGACUGCAGACAUAGUACAGGAGAUGACCAGGGACUGUGGACACAGUACAGGAGAUGACCAGAAACUGCGGACACAGUACAGGGGAUGACCAGAGACUGCAGACAGUACAGGAGAUGACCAGAGACUGCGAACACAGUACAGG